CUUUGGGUACGCCUCUUCCUAUUCUCAUUAUGCGGGGGCGAUGAGUUUCCCGCACACACCCAUGAUAACAGAUUAGAAAGGACGAUGGACAGAAAGACAACGCCUCGCCGGUACCGCUGUCAACUCGGAGGGAAACCCACCGCCCCCCAGUGUACCUGUAAUUUCAUCCCCUCGGAAUUGUGAGGUAGGUGUACAUUGGGUUCUCGGCUUUCUGCAGACCGCGCACAUAGUCACGAGAAUCUCGCGACAUUUCAUCCCAAGACCAACACCUGGGCAACAAUUGCAGGCCGGCUUCCAGCUUCAUCUUCUCCAUGAUUCCCUGGGUGGUCCUCGCUGCCUGCCUCUGCUUCCCGCCUCCCUUCUCCAAGACCAUGGUGGAGACCGCUCCGGCACCGCCAGGGACUGGGGUCGGUGACGUGUCGCCAUGGACAACGACACCAUCACGUGGUGUUGCAGCAGGUGGAGAUACUGCCCCACCCUCGUCGAGGUCGUCGCUGGAUACACAAACACCGAUAAGAAACUUCAUCUACAGUCGCGCGGCUGUCGUCGGCGGUACCGCGGAUCCGUGGGUGUCGAAAGCGUUGUCGACCAUUCUUAGCAGCGUCUCACUUAUCGUGGAGAACGCGCUCAAUAGUUCGGCGGGAGGUGGUUUGAACAGCUCGUUGACCACCUCAGAUGACUUGGGAAUUCUCUUGGACGGAAUAACUUCUCCGCCUGAGCCCAAGAUUGAGAACAGGGACGAUGUGUUUGGCAAUAACAGUCUGACGUUGAGUCCUAGUCCGCGGACGACGUCAGUUUUGCCGCGUGUCUCGACGACAACGAAAACGACGACGACGACUUUGAAAAUAACAUCUUUGCCGUCUGUGACUAGCAAAACGAACGAUAAUGCUGCAAAGACUCUCCAGCCAACAUCAUCACGAUCAUCGACUACGACAACAGUGACAAGACCAUCGACAACAUCACUAGCAUCAGCAAAAAUAACGACUCAGACCUCAACCACCAGACUCCAAACGCCAGCUGCUACUCUUCCUGUGACGAGUUCAAGUCUCACAACACCUACCACUGCGACAACAUCUUCCAAAACGACGACAUUGACACCCGAUGUUGUGGUUGGGACUGAAACAACUGCAGCGACCACAGUUGACGCCGUGACUACAUAUAACGCGAUCGCUACACUGGAUACAGCGACUACACCCUAUAUGUCUAUACCCGAUACUUCAGCUAUACCUGAUGCAAAAAGCUUGUCUUAUACAACCAGCCUACCCGGUACAACGACCUUAACUGAUACAACAACAUUGCCCUAUACAACCAGCUUACACGAUACAACGACCAUACCCGGUACAACAACCUUGCCUGAUACAACAGCCACCCCCAUAACAGGCAAUACACUCAAAAUAACCACCAUACCCGAUACACCCACACUCGAUUUAACGACCACGUCUAAUACAGACAGAAAAGCGGUGAUGUCCCCAAAAGCUCAGACAACCACAAGCCCACCCCGAAAACAAGAUUUUAUCAUCUUCGUCGUGAACUACCCACCCGGUUUGAGCAACGGGUACUUGAGCAGAAAUGGAACCGCCCUGUGGACCAACCGCUUUGCUGGUCUACCGUUGGAACGUCGUCUGCCUCCGGCGUUGGCCAUGUUUGUCAAUCGACUGAAAGAACAACAACGCAGCCACACACAGGAACCAGAUCGCCUCCCUCUUACUCCUCCACCUAACCCUUCUCCUCCUUCUUCUGUGUGGUCUGGAGAGAGCCCUCGAGAAAGAUCUCCUGACGGGGAAGCUUUCUUCAGACCAUCUGACGGCAAGUCGUCAGCACAAGCGACCCCACGACCUGCAGAAGGAAAAAUCCCCGGUGUAAGAAACCCGGUGAAAAAGACCAACGAAACUCCGCGACCCAUUCCACGUGACCCCGAGGCCAGGAAGUUCUUCUUCCACAAUUUGCUGGCAGAGAUCAUCAGACGACACUGGGCAGUGCUGGACCCUUGGGAGAGGCACAGGCGUCGGCAGGAGGACAUGGCACGAAGGCGGCAAGCACAGCUCCAGGCAGACAAAAUGGUCGGUCCUCCCUUUCGAGAAACUUCCCACAAACUAGUCAUCCCUACCACUCCCACCCCAGAUGCUCGUGUUGUUUUUACGGGAGGGAAAACUUCAGCUGCUGACACCGACCCUCGACAAGUCUUCGUGCACACCCAACUGCAGACUGACCCUCGGUCGGUUCCAGUCCUGGUCGUGCCGUCAGGUGCAGACCAGAGGCAGCAGUUCCUCAGAAUGUUUCCCAGGGGAGAUUCUGUGGGAAAGGUUAUUCCCAGUUCUAACCAGGCAAGCCAAGGUCUUCCCAUUUCCCAGAACUGGUUAUCACAACUGUUCCAAAGCAUGACCGACUUUGGUCGACGUGUUAGUGUUGCCAUUCCCUGAUCACCAAACUUCUCUCCCAACCUCACCUCUUCCUAGCUUCCCGAGUUCUUCUCCAACCUUUUUAUUUUGUAGUAAGCAACUAUAGACUGAGGAAGUGUGAUAUUUUGAAGGUGUAAAUCCAGUUUUGUUAAUUGUAGUGAACACACCAACUUCACAAUUUCUUUUGCUGUAUCCAGAGCUAUCAUUGUUCAGAAAAGAAGCAAAAUAAACACUUCCGCCAUUUUUUAAUUGUUGGUACUUAAUUCCGCUCUCAGUAAUGAGACAUGAAAUUGUCAUUCGUUCACAAAGAUCAUCUGAACAAUGCACUCAAAAAGAAAUAAAAGAAUACGCACACAUUCAAACACACCUACACGCAUACAUACCUGCAUUCAUACAAAUACAUAAAACUCACUUUAACGUGUCAAGACAUCCUUACAUAUCACAAAAAUAAUUUUUAUGUAAAGCAAAGCUAUUGCUUGUGACAGUUCAUGAUUUACAGAAAGUUUUCAUCUUUGUUUUGCUGUUGACGCCGACUGUGGAAAACAACUUGUACGCCCUGCAUCUUUAUUGUUCAUCCUUUAACAAAGGAAAAAGUGUAUUUACAAUUGGACCUGGCGUUGUUGUUAUUGUUGUUUUUAUAUUGUUGUUGCUGCUGGCAGUGGCAUGAGAAAGGCUCUGUAUAUCUGAUAUGAUUUCACCCUUUGCGGGGAUGGGGAGGUGAUGGGCAAGGGUGUAAAGGAAUCCAAGGGGUUAAAGAGAAGGAUGCGAUGGUUAAGUCUGAUGGUAUUGCUCGUGGUGUCUGUCGUCUUUGUAGCGGGAGGUGAUUGCUGAACACAAAACCUCUUUGUUAGGUUCUUCAUAACAAAAUUUGUUGACUGGGUUAUUUUGAGUGAACUAUUCAAAGACUUUUAUAUUGUUAUGUUGUUAUACAGAUUUGUGAACUCUGUGAACUUUACUGAUCACUUGUCUGCAUUUCUCUGUAGUUAGAACCUUUUGUUUGCCAACUACGGGCAUUAAACUCUUCACAUUUUUAUUACAUACUUUUAUUUAACUCCCUAUGCAUGUAUGUCCAUAGAUAUUUGUAAUCCAUUUUAUCAACUUCCCAUCGUCCUAGAGGUCUGAAAGUUUAACGAGUUACAGUUCUCGGUGAAAAUGCAAUAUUAAAUCAGUUCAAGCAAUCCACUAGUAAACUAUUUUUUUUUUAAUUUUCAGUUUGAAUGAGAAUGCAUUAAGGGAGACAAAUAACUGUUGCUCUAGGACUAGUAAAGUACAAGUUAUCUCCCAUAACUCGACUAACGAGAAGAGCAAGUCGUAAAACAAAACAAACAAACAAAAAAAAAAAAAAAAAAAAAAAAAAAAAAA
Molecule: messenger RNA, 3761 nt
Organism: Pomacea canaliculata
Lineage: Eukaryota; Metazoa; Mollusca; Gastropoda; Architaenioglossa; Ampullariidae
Product: mucin-17-like
Exons: 3
Coding region: 312-2420 (702 amino acids)
Source: RefSeq, a predicted model, not a curated record